Messenger RNA from Diversispora eburnea, 766 nucleotides. Lineage: Eukaryota; Fungi; Glomeromycota; Glomeromycetes; Diversisporales; Diversisporaceae. The record is from the annotation of a GenBank genome assembly.
AUGGCAUCCAAUUUCGGGAAUAGAGGAAUUGGACAAUAUUUAUAUUCUCGAAUAAUUAAUAUUGUGUCUAAAGAAUUGCGUCGAAUACUUUUAGCACUUCUUAAGAAAUAUCCUGAUCGUAUAACAUCUGUUAUUUAUAACCUCUUAGCACAAGAGCCAUCUAUUGACAUGGAAGCACCAACUGAGAUAAAGAGAGGUUUAUUGAUUCUGAAUAAAGCAAAAAAAUUCAAGCGCGUCGCCUCAAAGAGAACAAUUAAAUUAUGUGCAAAAUCUGGUGAUAGAUUUGUUGAAAAAGAUCGAGUUCCACAUUUAUUGUUUUAUGGACCUUUCGGUACAGGAAAAACUACAACAAUAUUAGCUUUUGCGAGAAAGUUAUAUGGUUCAACUUCAUUUGAAUUAAAGUUAAACGCGUCAGAUGAUCAAUGGUCUGACAUGCAAGCACGAAACGCGUUGAGACGAAGUAUUGUUCUUAAUGCUCUUAAUUGUAAUAUAUCACUGGAUGGAAUUUCUGCUUUGCAAAGGAUCGAUAAUGGAGAUAUGAGAAAAGCUUUAAAUGGUUUGCAGGUAUGUCACGUUGCAUAUAAUUAUAUUGAUGAAACAGUGGUAUAUAAAUGUACUGGAAAUCCGGAACCUGAAGAUAUCAAAUAUAUCGUCUUAAAAAUGAAUUUAAUACAGCAUAUUCUAGUAAUUAAAGCAAGAAAAAGUUUUGCACUACAAGAUAUUGUAGCAGAGGUUCAUAAAUAUUUGAAUAAUUUUGAAAUGCCAC